Messenger RNA from Acanthamoeba castellanii str. Neff, 1626 nucleotides. RefSeq lists its product as uncharacterized. Bases 1 to 1626 code for a protein of 541 amino acids. The record is from RefSeq and is a predicted model, not a curated record. NCBI's taxonomy places the organism in Eukaryota, Discosea, Longamoebia, Acanthamoebidae. The transcript is spliced from 6 exons.
AUGGCGUCUUCGCUGUGCGCGCGGAUGGUGUGGCUGUCAAUGAUGGCCCUGCGACGAGCAGUUCACACCGUGCGAAAGAAGGGACUGGCGAACUGCCUCGUCUUCACCUUCCCCUUGUUGGUGAUGGCCGGCAUGUUCUACAUCGGCCUCUUCGGCUACCACCGGGAGAAGGCCAGCCUGGUGCAGAUCGUCUCCUACGGCCAGGAGGCCGGCGGCAUCUCCUUCGACAAGACGAAUCCCUAUCGAUUUUGCGCGCAUGGAGAUGGCGACGCUUCCGCACUCAACGUGAUCGUGCUCGACGAGAGCAGGGUGGUGCCCGACUUCCUCGUUCACGAUUGGAUACAGUCCGUCAUGUUCGAAGCGGUCGAGCCGCGCCGAAGCGUCAAUCUCAUCCUGGAAAAGGGAGAAGCCGAGAUUGCUGCAUCGAGUAGCGGCCGAUCUUCAUCGUCAUCUUCCGAUCUGGGCGAUGACCUGCGCGGCCCCGUCAUUCGGCGCAAGGGCGAUGCGAUGGUGGGCGAGCGCGAGCGCGAGGAGCGCAAGAUCCACCUGUGGCGCGAUGGCCGCUACAAGAAUCUCUUCUGCAAUCACUCCAUCAUCGUCGUCCAGACCAAGGCCUGCUCGCCCGUCGGCCGCGACCACCAGUUCAUCCACAACUACCUCCAGCAGGCGCGCCAGCUCGGCAUCUCCGUCCUCGGUGUCAUCCAUUCCGAUGACGAGUACCCCGACUACCAGCGCAAGGGCAAGCCCGCCGCCUCCACCACCUCUGCCGGCCUCCUCGCCGACGACGACGUCGCCAUGGCCAUGGCCCGCGCCGGCCAGGCCGCAGACAACGACGACGGCGACGACGGCGAAGCUGAAGCUGAAGGCGAUGACGACGCGACGCUGGAGCGAGCCAAGCGAGGCAGGCGAGAAGGUGAUGGCAAUGGCGGCAAUGGCGGUGGUGUGCUGCCCCAGUCGACGUGCGCCGACCGCGACUGGUACGCGCAGGCCAACUUCGUGUAUCGGCCCUACUGGUCGCGCGCCAUCAAGCAGCGCUAUCCCAACGUCAAGUGGAUGCCGCUUGGAACGCGCGCGGGAUUCGGCUCGCUGUUGCACUCCAACUCCAUCGUGCCCACGGCCAGCAGACGAUCGCACUUGUGCACCUUCAUCGGCAGCGUCUCCUCGCGCAGGGACGCGUUUUACCGAUCCCUUCUGCUGGACGGCCGCUGCUUUGUGAUGAAGCUGCGGCGGGAGGACUACGACAUCUGGCGCGAUCGUCGGUUGAUGCUCGACUCGGCCAUCACCCUCGCACCGAGCGCCAUCAACCGGGAGACCCAUCGGAUCUACGAAGCGCUCGAGGCCGGUUCGAUUCCCAUCAUCGACAAGACCAAGUGGGCCAAUUACGAUAACGACUCGUUCAUCCCGUUUGGUGACGACUGCCCGCUGCCGGCGGUGAAGGAGGACUGGACGGAGGAGCUGCCGGCCCUCCUCAACCACCUCUCCGACCCCGAGGUCAUGGACCGCACCCAGCGUGAAGUCACCGAAUGGUGGAAGACGGUGCGGCUCAGCUUCCAGGUCGACGUGAAGAACACGAUCGCGCACGCCCUGGCCAAGGCGGACAAAAGAGCGCACUCGCCGGCGAGUUGA